AUGAAAACAUCAGUUUGGGAAUUAAUGACUGGAAAGAAAAAAAAUCCAACUCAAGCUGAAGAAAUCAAAGAAGCCUCUAAAAAUGAAAACGAUAUUGAUAAAGAUCUCGAUCAAUCUACACUUUCAUUUAAAUAUAUUCAACCCGUCGAUGAGAAGUUAAAACUUCUGGACAAAUUCAUACCUGAUCAAGAAUGGCUCAAGAAAUUCUCUAUGUGGUUCUCAUAUAUGAGAAUUUACAUAUCAGUAUUAAGUAAAACUACAGAAGAAACAAAUAUUGAUAAAUUAAUUCAAAGAAUAGAAAAUGGAGAACCACCCCAGAUUAGUGAAAUUUCUGGAUGCGAUGACAUUUGCGAUCUUUUUGCUUAUUUCUCCAAAUAUGAAAUAGAUUACACUAAAAAUGAUUUAAUUUGGAUAUUUACAGCUUGCAUAUAUGAAACUCGUUUAGCUCCUGAUGAUUCUGUAAAAUCAAUGCAAAUUAUUCUCGAAAAAAUUAUUCAGCAAGUUAAUGCUCUUAAUUCGAAAGAGGAUGUUCUAUAUUCAGAUCUUAUGAUUCUUUACUGUAUAAUUACUACAUUUUUCCAUCAACAUUAG
Trichomonas vaginalis G3 is the source of this 591-nucleotide messenger RNA. RefSeq lists its product as uncharacterized. The record is from RefSeq and is a predicted model, not a curated record. Bases 1 to 591 code for a protein of 196 amino acids. Gene Ontology annotation, biological process: spliceosomal snRNP assembly. The transcript has a single exon. NCBI's taxonomy places the organism in Eukaryota, Parabasalia, Trichomonadida, Trichomonadidae.